AUGUGUCUCGAAGGCUCGGACUGUGAAAGGGAUGCGAGCUGCGAUGAAUGCUCCGGCGUGGCUUGCACUAGAAUCACAUCUUUCAACCUCGAGGACAAUCGGGAAGUAGCGCUUACUUGCAUUCCAUACGAUACGAGGACGUUUGGAAGAGCGCAUCUCGAAGAGUCCGGAUGUCGACGAGUUGGUGAUCGUCAAAUCUGUUGCAAGGUACCACAUCCUGAACCGCGUUCAGCACGAAUUGUGGCCAACAGUCUACCCUUUAGCUUUUCACAAAGCAUAGUUGUGGAUGAUGCUUGA
Messenger RNA from Cylicocyclus nassatus, 297 nucleotides. The record is from the annotation of a GenBank genome assembly. NCBI's taxonomy places the organism in Eukaryota, Metazoa, Nematoda, Chromadorea, Rhabditida, Strongylidae.